CAUAGUGUUGACAUAAAGCCCUGUAAUGAACAGGAUUGUACUGGGAGACCAGGAAAACGAUUAAAAGAAAGCACAGGUAUCAUAGUAGGAGGUAGAGAGGUGAAACCUGCACAUAAUUUCCCAUGGAUGGUAUUUAUUGAUUCAGAAGGGUGUGGGGCAACACUUAUUUCCCCGAAACAUAUUCUUACAGCAGCUCAUUGCGUGGAGAAAAUUAGAAGUAUAACUCUAAAGACUGGAAAGCAUGAUAGGACAAAGACAGAACUGAGUGAACAAACCAGAGAAGUGAAGAAAAACAAUAUCAUUAUGCACAAGGACUAUGAUGGUUAUGAAAAUGAUAUUGCUAUCAUCAUUGUUAACCCACCAAUUGAGUUAAAUAACUAUACACAACCGAUCGUGUUGCCAACAAACCCUAUAUUCAAUGACAAUACCUUGAAAAAGAAACAAUGCCAUAUUGCUGGCUGGGGCAGAACAGCUUUUGAUAAUUGGGAAGGCUCAAAUGUUCUCCUUCAUGUAACCAUUAAGAAAGAGGCCUGCAGACUUAAAAGGAAAGACUUGAAACUGAUCACUGAUAAUAUGUUCUGUGCAAGUAAAGUAGACAAGGAUGCAUGUUUUGGAGAUUCUGGAGGGCCAUUCAUGUGUAGAGAUGCAGAAACGCAGAUAUGGACUCAAUAUGGGAUUGUUAGUUGGGGUCCGGCAAAAUCAUGUGGAGAAAAGUCUGGGGUAUAUACAAAAGUUACCAACU
Owenia fusiformis is the source of this 742-nucleotide messenger RNA. NCBI's taxonomy places the organism in Eukaryota, Metazoa, Annelida, Polychaeta, Sabellida, Oweniidae. The record is from the annotation of a GenBank genome assembly.